This is a messenger RNA of Nematostella vectensis (starlet sea anemone), 3920 nucleotides long. RefSeq names its product zinc finger protein 420. NCBI's taxonomy places the organism in Eukaryota, Metazoa, Cnidaria, Anthozoa, Actiniaria, Edwardsiidae. Gene Ontology annotation, molecular function: RNA polymerase II cis-regulatory region sequence-specific DNA binding; DNA-binding transcription factor activity, RNA polymerase II-specific. The coding region runs from base 556 to 3399 and encodes 947 amino acids. The record is from RefSeq and is a predicted model, not a curated record. The transcript has 2 exons. Gene Ontology annotation, biological process: regulation of transcription by RNA polymerase II.
CUGCAUGUGGUAGAUGCCUGACUGUCCACUUUAUGUGGGUUGAUAACCAAUAGUCUGUAUGUAGUAGAUGCCAGACUGUCCACUUUAUGUGAGUUGAUAACCAAUAGUCUGUAUGUAGUAGAUGCCAGACUGUCCACUUUAUGUAGGGUGAUAACCAAUAGUCUGUAUGUAGUGGAUGCCAGACUGUCCACUUUAAGUAGGGUGAUAAACAAUAGUCUGUAUAUAGUAGAUGCCAGACUGUCCACUUUAUAUGAGUUGAUAACCAAUAGUCUGUAUGUAGUAGAUGCCAGACUGUCCACUUUAUGUGAGUUGAUAACCAAUAGUCUGUAUAUGUAGUAGAUGCCAGACUGUCCACUUUAUGUGGGGUGAUAACCAAUAGCCUGUAUGUAGUAGAUGUCAUACUGUCCACUUUAUGUGAGUUGAUAAUCAAUAGUCUGUAUGUAAUAGAUGCCAGACUGUCCACUUUAUGUGGGGUGAUAACCAAUAGUCUGUAUGUAGUAGAUGCCAGACUGUCCACUUUAUGUGAGUUGAUAACCAAUAGUCUGUAUGUAGUAGAUGUCAUACUGUCCACUUUAUGAACAUUCUACAGAGGGUGAAAGUGAUACGAAACUUAAUGAGGAAUACAAGAAAGAUGACCUGCCAAGUAGUAAUGAUUUACCAGUGUCCAACGCAACUGUAAAGGUUUCGGAAACAAAGCAGAAGGCUAGUAUUGACGAGAGAAAUAAGGAAGACAGUAUUGCGAACACUCUCGUGGAAGACCACUUCGCUAAAUCACUCAAAACUAGUGAUGCGUUGAAGUCAAUCAAAGGGUUGCGUCCCACACGGAAGACAACAGACCAGGGAACUAUAGACUCUAUCGAGGAGCACUUUAAGAAGUCUCUAAUGAUGCUGAAUGAUAAGAUAAUAGCGGAUAAGGUCGGCGGAGAGUCCCUGGUGGAAAAUAACUCUGUGAAGCGAUUAAGGAACAAAGUAAUGAAAUGUGCAUCGCAGGCACAUAUAAAGCACAGACACAAUUUUAAAUGCCACAUUUGCCAGUCAAUAUUCUUUACAAGGAGUGAUGAUUUGCUUGAGCACGUGCGCGCUUACCACCCGAACAGUGUAAGUCUGGCAGUACUUUAUACGAAGCCCGAAUCAAGUACCGAGUGGGGAGGCGAAGCUUUGGAUCAUUUAAAUAGUCCUCAAUGUCUAGAUAGCGUUGAUAGUGAUAAAUCAAAUAUUUUGAUGAAAGAUGAAAAUGCAGAAUCACCAAAAAAAUCUGCAUUAAACGGAUCGUUUUCUGAAUAUCAUUCUGAUGUGCACGCAGCGAGGCGUACAAAAGAACUGAGAAGACUCGAGUCUGAAAUAAAGGUUUUCCCAGAGUCAUCAACCGAAUCGUCAACUCUUGGAAGCGGUUGCGCUAGUGGUACCUCUGAUUUGGAAAACGGUUUAAUGUGUCAUAUUUGCAAUACUUCGUUCACAACAAAUGUAGCAUCACUGGAGCAUGCUAUUGCCAGCCAUCCCAAGCCAUACAAAUGCAAAGAUUGUGGACGGUGCUUCCGACUUCUUGGACAUCUGUACAGUCAUCUACAGACUCAUUCCAAGAGAAAGGGCCGCGAAGUCAAGGCUUUUGAGUACGAAAUAAAUACUAAGGCGCCAUCAAAGAGGGUCAGGGUGCAUCAGUUACCUGGAAUAAAGCUGGAUAAAAGUGAAUAUCGAAAGGCUAAGAGGGAAGUUGCAGAAAAACGUCAUCUGACUAAGCAAGCAAAGGUAGAGAAGGAAGAGGACACUAUUGAAAUGGAUGGCAUCCACACAACGCAGGGAUUGGAAGGUGAAUAUGAGACAGAGAAAGAAGCUAAGAGUUCCGCUACAUUUCUCAGGAAUCGUAAACUACGCGAGGAUACUAGUUGCCCAUUUAAUGAAAACGGUAUAUCCCAGUCAAAUGGAAAUGAAAAAGAGAAGGGCAACAGGAAAAGCUUGUUGGAUUACAGAGACGAAGAUCAGAAGAGUAUUGGGGAAGAUCGCGUGAAUUACCAUAAUGAUGACGAGUCUACCUUCAUAAAUAGCCGUGAAGUGAAGUUGGAAAAAGGGAAAAAUCAAGCGUGGGAGGACCUACGGUCCGUUAAUGCACAUACUUUCGAUGUAAAGCUAUUCAAGGAAGCAGACGAAAGUUAUCCACUAAGUGAAAAACCGUUAAAUGCACCUGAAAGAGUUCCCGUGAAAGAAGAAAAACGAGAUAAUAGUUUGAUAACGGAAAUCACUGAGGAACAAAGUGCCGACUUUCCUGGCGCCAUGAUUCAUCCAAACACGAACGUUCUACCUUUAGCUAGCGAUGAUAGCCGUGCUCAUACAGGAAAGAAUCGGACAUACCCGAGCAAGCCAUGCAAGUGCAAGGAAUGCGGGAGAAGUUUUCGUUACCGUGGUCACUUAUCGAGCCACCAGCGCAUCCAUUCCGGCGAGAAACCCUACGAGUGUGAUAUAUGCGGAAGGAGGUUUCGUCAAUCCGGGACAUUGUUACGUCACAAGAAGAUCCAUUUAAUGGAAUGUCCAAGUGUAAUGUCAUCUCCAAAUAAGGAGUUUGGAGAACUGGAACAGAGAAGUGAAAGUGCUCCUCAAGAUAAUCCAGAAAAGGCACGUAAAGGGAAGAGAAGAUACGCAGACUCAAAGGGCAAAGUCAAGGCAAACUUUGGAGAAAUGGGUGACGGUUAUAGUGAUGGGGAGGGCGUGGAUAAUAAACACGGAGACAUAGAGAGCGAUACUGGCUCAAGCGACAGUGGUUCCUCAUCUGAGGUGGGAACCAUCAUUGUUCAAGAGAAUGGACGAUGCGUGGUUCAAAUGGUCUCAGAUUUGAAAAAGAAGCCAAGGAAUUAUGAAAUUACGCAUAAAACUAAAAAGGUUUUCUUAGGUAAAGAGGAAUUCAAAAUUAGAAAUUCCACACAAGAGCAUAAUGGAGUAGGAAUGUGGAAUAUGGAACGCUCAAGUGUGCUGUUCGAAGAUGUCGAAGGAGAACAAAGUACAAACGAGGAAGAGAUAAUGCCUGAAGCAUUGAACGACACCAAACGUCCAGAAAGGUAUGAUUUUAUAAAGAAACCAUUCAAGUGCGUUGAUUGCGGAGCAUGUUUCCGGUUCAAAAGUCAUUUGGAAAGUCACGCAAUGCGACAUUCUGGUGAGAAGCCCUUUAAGUGCGCGCACUGCGAGAGGCUCUUCCGUCAGGCCAGUACCCUGGUGAGACAUGUGCGCACGCACACGAGACUUAGACCUUGCUCCUGUACGAACCCUUCCUCGAACAUGAAAUUUGUCAAUCAUGUUCACGAGGGCGAGAAGCCAUUUCAGUGCCAUUACUGCAUGGAAACAUUCCACUUGACCAAUGACCUCGUGCAACAUGUCAGAGUGCAUUUUGGGAAAUCCCCUGGAAAGCCGUAACAGUAACAUAACAGGCAACACCAUGAGUAACGCUGCGAUACGCAACGCCUACCUUGUGUCACGCAACACCUCCAAUGAGUCACACUACGUCACGCAAUACCUAUCUUAUGUCACGCAACCCCCCCCAAUGUGUCACGCUACGUCAUGCAAUACCUACCUUGUGUCACGCAACAGAUCCAAUGUGUCACGCUGUGUCACGAAAUAUAUAUCAUACAUUACGCAAAAGAGCCCAGAGUUGAAACAGUAAUGUAUAUCUUUUUAAGUGGUUUUAAUCAUUAAGCAUAGCUUCAAAUAUUGGAAUGUUGAGAAAGUUUAGAGGUAAACAAGUUUUAUAAGUCUUACAAUAUUUAUCCCAGGAAAACUCGCUCAGUUCAUAAAACAUGCGGUCCUAUUUUAAUUUUAAAACAUAUUUAUGAGCGUUCACUCGAAGGAGAAGUCAUCACAUUGAUAAUCAUAUAAACUAUUGUAUAAAAAUCAAACAUCCUGUAACAUUAUUUGAGAAUUAAAAAUAUUUAAGAAUA